AUGGACACACCCUCCCCGCGCUAUUCUCCCCCAUGGACACACCCCCUCCCACGCUACUCUCCCCAUGGACACACCCCCUCCCGUGCUACUCUCCCAUGGACACAUCCCCUCCCACACUACUCUCCCCAUGGACACACCCCCUCCCGCACUACUCUCCCCAUGGACACACCCCCUCCCACGCUACUCCCCCAUGGACACACCCCCUCCCGCGCUACUCUCCCAUGGACACACCCCCUCCCUGUGCUAUUCUCCCAUGGACACACCCCCUCCCGCGCAACUCUCCCAUGGACACACCCCCUCCCGCGCAACUCUCCCCAUGGACACCUCCCUCCCGCGCUACUCUCCCCAUGGACACACCCCCUCCCACACAACUCUCCCCAUGGACACACCCUCUCCCGCGCUACUCUUCCCAUGGACACCUCCCUCCCGCGCUACUCUCCCAUGGACACACCCCCUCCCACACUACUCUACCCAUGGACACACCCCCUCCCACACUACUCUCCCCAUGGACACACCCCCUCCCACACUACUCUCCCAUGGACACACCCCCUCCCGCACUACUCUCCCCAUGGACACACCCCCUCCCGCACUACUCUCCCCAUGGACACACCCCCUCCCACGCUACUCCCCCAUGGACACACCCCCUCCCGCGCUACUCUCCCAUGGACACACCCCCUCCCGCGCUACUCUUCCCAUGGACACACCCCCUCCCGCGCUACUCUUCCCAUGGACACACCCCCUCCCACGCUACUCCCCCAUGGACACACCCCCUCCCACGCUACUCCCCCAUGGACACACCCCCUCCCGCGCUACUCUUCCCAUGGACACACCCCCUCCCGCGCUACUCUUCCCAUGGACACACCCCCUCCCGCGCUACUCUUCCCCAUGGACACACCCCUCCCCGCGCUAUUCUCCCCCAUGGACACCCCCCCUCCCGCGCUAUUCUCCCCCAUGGACACCCCCCCUCCCGCGCUACUCUCCCCCAUGGACACACCCUCUCCCGCGCUAUUCUCCACCUGGACAUACCCCCUCCCUGCGCUGCUCCCCCAUGGACAUACCCCCUCCCUGCACUGCUCCCCCAUGGACAUACCCCCUCCCUGCACUGCUCCCCCAUGGACAUACCCCCUCCCUGCGCUGCUCCCCCAUGGACAUACCCCCACCCUGCGCUGCUCCCCCAUGGACAUACCCCCUCCCUGCACUGCUCCCCCAUGGACAUACUCCCUCCCGCGCUACUUCCCCCAUUUUUGUGAGCAUGAUAUUCAAAUUGUUUCUAGUAAGUGA
Molecule: messenger RNA, 1281 nt
Organism: Salvelinus namaycush (lake trout)
Lineage: Eukaryota; Metazoa; Chordata; Actinopteri; Salmoniformes; Salmonidae
Product: early nodulin-75-like
Exons: 1
Coding region: 1-1281 (426 amino acids)
Source: RefSeq, a predicted model, not a curated record